AUGGCGGAGGAGUUCAUGAAUGAUGCAAUGGAGGAGGAAGAGAUGGGCAGAUUAGUGUAUGAUGAUGAUGAUGAAGAUCUAUUGGAGUUUGACGAUCGUUGGUGUCUUGUGGGGAGAUUCCUAACCAAACGGGGAGUAGAUUUUCAGGCUAUGCAACAUAAAAUGGCCACUCUUUGGCAGCCGGGGAGAGGUAUGUAUGUCAAAGAACUCGGUCCAAAUCAUUUUCUCUUUCAAUUUUACCAUGAGGUGGAUAUCGAAAGGGUUAUCGAUGGAAGUCCUUGGACUUUUGAUCGAGCACCAUUGAUUUUUGAAAGGGUGACACCGGGUGCUAAUCCGAGAUCGAUCCCGUUAAACCACCUAGAUUUUUGGAUUCAACUACAUGAUAUAACAUCGGGGUUCAAGUCUGAGAGAGUGGUUCGGGAUGUUGGCAAUUAUAUAGGCAAAUUUGUUAAGUCCGACCCUAAUAAUUUUGCGGGUGUGUGGAGGGACUAUCUCAGAGUUAGAGUCACAAUUCGGGUGGACAAACCUCUCGAACAAAAGAUGAAACUGGAAAAGAAGAGCGGUGCUUCCUGCAAGAUCCUAUUCAAAUAUGAGGAUCUUCCUACAUUUUGCUUCAUUUGCGGUGUACUUGGCCAUUCGGAACGUUUCUGUGAUAGGUUGUUUGAGACUCCUCUUCAUUUGAUUGACAAGCCGUAUGGCUUGGAGUUGAAGGCAGCCCCGAGGAGACGACACUACACUAUGGGGGCUCAAUGGCUCCGAUCGGCCGUCGUGGCAAAGGCUGGUGCGUCAAGCUCUCAUGGAGGUGAGAGGGGACAACACAAUAAUGAUACAGAGAGAAAUCCGGGGAUGGAGAAUUUGCCAGCAAACAAUCCGAAUAUGAAUAUAGAUUAUGGAAAGAAUCCCACUAAUUAA
This is a messenger RNA of Cannabis sativa, 912 nucleotides long. RefSeq lists its product as uncharacterized. NCBI's taxonomy places the organism in Eukaryota, Viridiplantae, Streptophyta, Magnoliopsida, Rosales, Cannabaceae. The transcript has a single exon. The record is from RefSeq and is a predicted model, not a curated record. Bases 1 to 912 code for a protein of 303 amino acids.